Molecule: messenger RNA, 2502 nt
Organism: Neltuma alba
Lineage: Eukaryota; Viridiplantae; Streptophyta; Magnoliopsida; Fabales; Fabaceae
Product: protein REDUCED WALL ACETYLATION 3
Exons: 17
Coding region: 391-2013 (540 amino acids)
Biological process (GO): plant-type secondary cell wall biogenesis; xyloglucan metabolic process; xylan biosynthetic process
Cellular component (GO): Golgi apparatus
Molecular function (GO): acetyltransferase activity
Source: RefSeq, a predicted model, not a curated record
ACCGUUUUGCAGGAAGCAAGGAAACAAAGUACCACCACCAGCAACUAACCAUAACACACCAGAACCAGAGAGGCACAGAGAAAUCAAAAAAGCCUUUGAUUCAAAGGCUUCGAAUUUCAACCCCACCAACCACAUCAGAAAAAUAUCAUCACUAUCAUCAGCAAGAAGCCACUGUGACAGAGACUUCCCCUCCGACAUUUUCUCUCUUCUUGAAGCAAACUCUUCCUUUGGUGCCCUUCAGAUCUCCUAUUCUCUUUCCUCGAUCUAUAUCCCUCCCUCCUUCUCAUUAGGGUUUUUAAUCUCACCACGGAUAUAUGAUCAUUCUCUGACACGCCCCCUCAAAUCGGUCGCUUCCUUUCCACAGUUUCGAGCCGGCAUCUGGGAUCGGAAAUGGUGGUGUCGGGGCCAAUCACGCCUGGGCAGGUUUCUUUUCUACUGGGUGUCAUUCCAGUUUUUGUCACAUGGAUAUAUGCAGAGUACUUAGAGUAUAAGAGAAGCUCGUCUCCUCCAAAAGUUCAUUCGGAUACUAAUCUUGAUGAAUUGGGGAAGGAGGCAACUAAGGAAGAUGAUCGGGCUGUUUUGCUGGAAGCAGGGCUUACAAGAUCAGCAUCAGCAAAACUCCAUGUUUCAUCCAUCAAACUGAAUCUGAUUAGGUUUCUGACCAUGGAUGAUUCCUUCCUGUUAGAAAAUCGAAUGACAUUGAGGGCAAUGUCGGAAUUUGGGUUCAUUCUAUUUUAUUUCUACACAUGUGACCGCACUAAUGUGCUUGGAGAUUCCACAAAGAGCUACAAUCGCGAUCUUUUCCUCUUUCUCUACAUUCUGUUGAUUAUAGUCUCAGCCAUGACUUCUUUGAAGAAACAUAAUGACACAUCAGCAUUUUCUGGAAGAAGCAUACUUUACCUCAAUCGGCAUCAGACAGAGGAGUGGAAAGGAUGGAUGCAGGUCCUCUUUCUGAUGUACCACUAUUUUGCGGCAGCGGAGAUAUACAAUGCAAUACGUGUUUUCAUUGCUGCAUAUGUUUGGAUGACUGGAUUUGGCAACUUCUCCUAUUAUUACAUUCGAAAAGAUUUUAGCCUUGCACGCUUUGCUCAGAUGAUGUGGCGUCUCAAUUUCUUUGUGGCCUUCUGUUGUAUUGUGCUUAACAAUGACUAUAUGCUCUAUUAUAUUUGUCCCAUGCACACACUAUUUACUUUGAUGGUGUAUGGAGCAUUGGGUAUAUAUAAUAAGUAUAAUGAGAUAAGUUCGGUGAUAGCUGUGAAGAUUUUGGCAUGCUUUCUUGUGGUGAUACUGAUUUGGGAAAUCCCUGGGGUCUUUGACAUAGCUUGGAGUCCAUUUGCGUUCUUUUUAGGUUAUACUGAUCCUGCAAAGCCGGAUGUCCCUAGAAUGCAUGAGUGGCAUUUUAGAUCUGGACUUGAUCGCUAUAUCUGGAUAAUUGGAAUGAUAUAUGCCUACUUUCAUCCAAAUGUUGAAAAAUGGAUGGAAAAAUUGGAGGAGUGUGAAGCCAAGAGGAGAUACACAAUCAAAAUAAGCAUCGUUUCAGUUGCUACAUUUGUUGGAUAUCUGUGGUACGAAUAUAUAUACAAGCUUGACAAGGUCUCUUACAACAAGCUUCACCCCUACACCUCAUGGAUUCCAAUUACAGUUUACAUUUGCCUGCGGAAUUUCACUCAGCAGAUACGGAGUUAUUCAUUGACUCUCUUUGCGUGGCUCGGCAAGAUUACUUUGGAGACCUAUAUUUCACAGUUCCACAUUUGGUUGAGAUCUAACAUGCCAAAUGGACAGCCGAAGUGGCUUCUUUCUCUUAUCCCAGAAUAUCCUUUGCUCAACUUUAUGCUCACAACUGCUAUAUACGUCUUGGUAUCUCAUCGGCUUUUUGAGUUAACAAAUACACUUAAGAGUGUAUUUAUACCCACGAAAGAUAACAAGCGGUUGCUGCACAAUUUUCUCGCUGGCUUGGCCAUUUCCUUUUCUUUGUAUUUCCUCUCACUUGUUCUUCUCCAGAUCCCUCAUUAGAUGGCUUGAAAAGUCAAAACACGGAAGAGAGCUACAUAGACAGUGUCGCCUUCAGAAUGAUGUGCUUCUAAAGAACUUAGUUGAACUAAAAAUAAGGAUACAUUGAAAUGUGGAAUCUCACUUUUGGUAUGGAAGUGUCGCCCUCUCUAACUCCAUCAGAUAUCAACUUUGGUGUUUAUCUGCAUUGAGGAGAUCUGCAGAUACAAGAGGUCAAGGGUUGAACACAGAAAAGUCAGAACCAAUUCUUAUAUAGAUUCAUUUUUUUUUUUCGAGGAUGCAUAAAGGGAGAAGCUAGCUCCGUGUGAAGGUUUCAGUUUUACUUUGUUAUUAUUUUUUUUAAUUUCUUGUCUUGUUACGUCGUUUUUUUUUUUUAAGGAUAAGGAAAAUUGUAUAUUCAUUUUGACAAUGUUAGUGGAAACAUCAAGUUGUAUGACCUUGUUGCCCUUCUUGUUAUAAACUUUAAAAUUUAAUUGGUAAAAUUUCAUUUAA